Messenger RNA from Thalassophryne amazonica, 770 nucleotides. Its product is annotated as troponin I, fast skeletal muscle-like. Gene Ontology annotation, cellular component: troponin complex. The transcript is spliced from 6 exons. The record is from RefSeq and is a predicted model, not a curated record. NCBI's taxonomy places the organism in Eukaryota, Metazoa, Chordata, Actinopteri, Batrachoidiformes, Batrachoididae. Gene Ontology annotation, biological process: muscle contraction. Bases 103 to 666 code for a protein of 187 amino acids.
UUGUGAAGCCACACUGAAUGACGCCGCGCCACAUCCGGUCAGCGCGCUGAGAAUAAAAGCCCGAUGGCGUCACUUUCCUUCUGGUAAAAUCUAGGCCUCACCAUGGAGACAGUAUCAUUACUGGAAAUGAAAGAAAAAAGAUGUCACCAAGCCGAAAGAAUCAGCUCAAGGUACAGUAAGGAGAGCUUGCUCCUGCAAAUCGGGCAGAUGAUGCUGGAGGAAGAGUCGCUGGAGGCUGAGCAGGAGAAGAUAAAAUAUAUGGAGGAAAAAUGUCCUCCACUCUGCAUCACAGGAUGCAUGGAGGAACUCCAGGACCUGUGCCGGAAUCUUCACAAGCAGAUUGAUUUUGUGGAUGAGGAGCGAUAUGAUAUGGAGCUCAAAGUGGCAAAGUCCAGGAAAGAAAUCGAUGACCUGAAGAUGAAAGUCCAAGACCUGAACGGGAAGUUUAAGAAGCCCGUUUUGAAGAAGGUGCGGAUGUCGGCUGAUGCCAUGCUUGCAGCUCUGCUUGGGUCCAAACACAAAGUGUCCAUGGACCUAAGAGCCAACCUGAAGCAGGUCAAAAAGGAGGUGAAAGAAGAGGAGAAACAGACAAGUGACUGGAGGAAGAACAUUGAAGAUAAAGCUGGAAUGGACGGAAGAAAGAAAAUGUUUGAGACCGAAGCCUGAAUGCAUCAGCAGAGCAUCACCGUGUUUUGUGUUGUUUACUGUAUCAAAUAUCACAAGAUGUUAUGUGCCCAUAUUGUUGUGAAAUUCUAUAAAUGAUAGCAACA